Castor canadensis (American beaver) is the source of this 1413-nucleotide messenger RNA. RefSeq names its product lectin, mannose binding 2 (gene Lman2). Gene Ontology annotation, biological process: endoplasmic reticulum to Golgi vesicle-mediated transport. The record is from RefSeq and is a predicted model, not a curated record. Gene Ontology annotation, cellular component: endoplasmic reticulum membrane; COPII-coated ER to Golgi transport vesicle; Golgi membrane. NCBI's taxonomy places the organism in Eukaryota, Metazoa, Chordata, Mammalia, Rodentia, Castoridae. Gene Ontology annotation, molecular function: D-mannose binding.
GUACCUAGUGACCUCCAAGGUGAUGGAAAAGCACUCGACUAGGAUAAGGGGCUGUCCAGCCAGUAAACCUGGCGCCCACCCUGGCUGUGAGGUUUUGCUUUUUAACUCCCCGGUGACACUAGAAUUAGAGGGCUUCCUGCCGGAGGCCAUUAGCUAGGACACCCGGAAGGCGGAAGUCCAAGGGCGGAAGUGGCCAAGAGAAGGGGAGAAUGGCGGCGGAGGGCUGGUUUUGGCGUUGGGGCUGGGGCCAGCGGUGCCCAGGGAGGCCUGGGCUUCCUGGCCCCGGCCCUGGCCCCGCUACACUUCUCCAUCUAAUUCUGUUGCUGGGGCUGGUGGCUGCGGAUAUAACUGACGGCAACAGUGAACACCUGAAACGAGAGCAUUCGCUCAUCAAACCCUACCAAGGAGUCGGUUCCAGCUCCAUGCCUCUCUGGGACUUCCAGGGCAGCACCAUGCUCACCAGCCAGUAUGUGCGUCUGACCCCUGACGAGCGCAGCAAAGAAGGCUCUAUUUGGAACCACCAGCCUUGCUUUCUCAAGGACUGGGAGAUGCACGUCCACUUCAAAGUCCACGGCACAGGGAAGAAGAAUCUCCAUGGAGAUGGCAUCGCCUUGUGGUACACCCGGGACCGCCUUAUGCCAGGGCCUGUGUUUGGAAGCAAAGACAAUUUCCAUGGCUUAGCCAUCUUCCUGGACACGUACCCCAACGAUGAGACUACUGAGCGCGUGUUCCCGUACAUCUCCGUGAUGGUGAACAAUGGCUCCCUGUCCUACGACCAUAGCAAGGAUGGGCGCUGGACGGAGCUGGCAGGCUGCACGGCUGACUUCCGCAACCGGGACCACGACACCUUCCUGGCUGUGCGAUACUCACGGGGCCGCCUGACGGUGAUGACUGACUUGGAGGACAAGAAUGAGUGGAAGAAUUGCAUUGACAUCACAGGAGUGCGCCUCCCCACUGGCUACUACUUUGGAGCCUCUGCGGGCACUGGUGACCUGUCUGACAAUCACGACAUCAUCUCCAUUAAGCUGUUCCAGCUCAUGGUAGAGCAUACUCCUGACGAGGAAAACAUCGAUUGGACCAAGAUCGAACCUGGUGUCAAUUUCCUCAAGUCACCCAAAGACAACGUGGAUGACCCCACAGGGAACUUCCGCAGCGGGCCCCUGACGGGGUGGAGGGUGUUCCUGCUCCUGCUGUGUGCUCUUCUGGGCAUCAUCGUCUGUGCGGUGGUGGGUGCUGUGGUGUUUCAGAAGCGCCAGGAGCGGAACAAGCGUUUCUACUGAGUGGCUGCCUUGGCUGGGCCCAGAUGCUAAUGUGAACUUUUUUUUUUUUUUUUUAACCAGGAUUGUAAAAAACACAAGGCAACCUUAUUUCUUAACCGUUUCAAAGAAAUGAUUAAAGUAUUUUCAUACAUUU